GUUCUGUCAUCUCCGCCAAUCAGAAUAUCAGAGACAGAUCCGAUCGCAGACGGUGAACUUCCCUCGAACGAUCACGACGGAUUACGAGCGCAAUGUCUGGCUCUGCGAUGUUGGGUGAUGCGAGCUCGUGGUCUAGGGCGCUGGUGAAUAUCUCUCCUUAUACGUUCUCCGCUGUUGGAAUCGCCAUAUCUAUCGGCGUCUCUGUCCUCGGUGCCGCCUGGGGGAUUUAUAUUACUGGAAGUAGCUUGAUCGGUGCCGCAAUUAAGGCGCCCCGAAUCACCUCCAAGAAUCUUAUAAGCGUGAUCUUCUGUGAAGCUGUUGCUAUUUAUGGUGUUAUCGUGGCUAUCAUUCUGCAAACCAAAUUAGAGAGUGUUCCAAAGUCAAGUAUAUAUGCACCUGAGUCUCUUAGAGCUGGAUAUGCAAUUUUUGCCUCUGGAAUAAUCGUGGGCUUUGCAAAUCUUGUUUGUGGGUUAUGCGUUGGAAUAAUUGGAAGUAGCUGUGCAUUGUCUGAUGCUCAGAACUCCUCACUUUUUGUGAAAAUUCUUGUGAUUGAGAUCUUUGGCAGUGCGCUUGGGCUAUUUGGAGUUAUUGUGGGAAUUAUUAUGUCAGCUCAAGCAACAUGGCCCUCGAAAGUUUAGUUUGCUGUUUAUGAGAACGUGGGAAUGCAGCUAUCACGGAGCACCAUGUGUUUUUAGUGCUGAAGAUGAAUGCCCUUUUCUGUUUACCCUUUUUACUAGGAAUGGGAAGUCUAGCCGAAUAGUUUGCCUCGGUUGUUAUUAUAUGCUGUGUCAUUUACCAAAGAGGUGUUAGAGAGCUUUGUGCAAUAUCAGUUAAUGUUAUUUUGUGGAUGAGUUUCAACUUCAUGUACUCUUGAAAGACUACAUUAUUAAUUCAUUAAUGAAUAAGCGUGAAAUUAUUUGGUCUUCAAA
Messenger RNA from Neltuma alba, 929 nucleotides. Its product is annotated as V-type proton ATPase subunit c''1. The transcript has 4 exons. NCBI's taxonomy places the organism in Eukaryota, Viridiplantae, Streptophyta, Magnoliopsida, Fabales, Fabaceae. Gene Ontology annotation, molecular function: proton-transporting ATPase activity, rotational mechanism. The record is from RefSeq and is a predicted model, not a curated record. Gene Ontology annotation, cellular component: proton-transporting V-type ATPase, V0 domain. Bases 93 to 638 code for a protein of 181 amino acids. Gene Ontology annotation, biological process: proton transmembrane transport.